This is a messenger RNA of Perca fluviatilis (European perch), 592 nucleotides long. It is a transcript of the gene pam16, whose product is annotated as presequence translocase associated motor 16. Gene Ontology annotation, cellular component: TIM23 mitochondrial import inner membrane translocase complex. Gene Ontology annotation, biological process: protein import into mitochondrial matrix. Bases 126 to 506 code for a protein of 126 amino acids. NCBI's taxonomy places the organism in Eukaryota, Metazoa, Chordata, Actinopteri, Perciformes, Percidae. The transcript has 5 exons. The record is from RefSeq and is a predicted model, not a curated record.
CCUGGUUUAUCUUGAAUUCUGUAAUGUCGAUGCUUCCUUGAACUUUGACCCUUAUCUAACCUUCGUUGGGGUACAUGUGUGAAAAUAGAAGCCGCACACUGUCCGAGAGAGCUGUAUAAUAUAAAAUGGCUAGAUAUCUCGCACAGAUCAUUGUGAUGGGAGCACAGGUGGUGGGGCGUGCAUUUGCUCGUGCUUUACAGCAAGAAUUUGCAGCCAGUCAAGCAGCAGCGAAGGCCCGGAGCAGUGCAGGUCAGCACUCUGCUGCAGCCUCUAGCAUUACUGGGAUGAGCCUGCAAGAGGCGCAGCAAAUCCUCAAUGUCUCCACACUCACCCCUGAGGAGAUUCAGAAGAACUACGAGCACCUUUUUAAAGUCAAUGACAAGACAGUUGGCGGUUCAUUUUACCUACAAUCAAAAGUGGUGCGGGCUAAAGAGCGUCUAGAUGAGGAACUAAGUAUUCAGACACAAGAACAAAGCAAGCAGUCACAGCAGAAUACGGAAACAUGAAGUAUGAAAUGAUGCUCCCCCUUUCUUUCCUCUCCCCAUUCUCUGUAAAUUAUAACCUAAUAAAAUCCCUUUUCUCUACUCUCAAA